CAUUAAAUAUAUUCUCUCCGCCAUCCCAUUGGUAACAAAAGGCGAGUUGCCGGUUAGGAUUUUAACGGAGGCCAAGACCAGACCCAGCUGCCUUUGCCCUCAGACCUCAGACGUGAAGCGCAGCUGGUGACGAGAGGACUGCAUUCGACUCGGUGGCGCGGGUCUCUACUUACGGUUUUCGGUGGCAGUUUAACUAAGCUAUUAGCAGCUAUUUAUGUGAUAAGAAUUUCGACUCGGCAGUUUUCGAUUGUCGUUAUUAUUUAAGAAUCAGCGGUAACUGUGAUUGCUUGGAGAUUAUCAGCGGCGGUCAGCGAUCAGCUGUAGUGACUCCAAUCACCUUGAGACGCCGUGUAGACUCCGUGCCCCAAGUCAUCCUCGUCGACAGUCCUUCCGAGGGGGAGCUAGUCCUGUCGAAGCCCCAAAGACGGGCAACGGACGCAAACAAGUAUGGUAUUGAGUGAAAGACCCAAGAAAGACGGUUUAACAGAUAUCAUGACCAGCGAACGCAAACCUAAGUUGUCUCUCCUCAUGAGACCUCCCGAUCGUCGACGGUCCACGAGCUGCAUGUGGGAUUCACAAUUCGAUCCCUUCCAAGUUUUCGAGGUUGAACACGAAUCAUGCCUGGACUUCGAGAUCACAAUCAAGCGAGGCGAGUCCAUCACCAAAGGCAGUGCACUGAAAGAUCUCAUGGACACUCCAGACCCAUACGUCAUCCUGAAGAUCCCUGGCUGCUCUAACUCCUCCAAGAGAACCAGCCAUGUCGAUAACUGUACAAAUCCCCUUUGGAAUGAGACGUUUCACUUUUAUUUAGAUCCGGGAAAGGAACACAUUUUGAAGGUAUUGUUAAUGGAUGCCAACUACACGGUGGAUGAAACGCUCGGUGAAGACACAUUUUGUGUCAAUGAACUUACCAAUGACAUCACAGUUGAACACACAUUCAUCUUCCCAGGAGGUUCAAAGGUUCACACAGAGCUCAAACUACAGAAAAACAAAACUCCAGACUUGCGGUUCUCUCUGGCGCUGUGUCAAGCAGAGAAAACCUUUCUACGAAGUCGUCGCAGGAAGGUUCUUGAAGGGAUGCAGCGUAUUUUAGGUGCCAAGGCGCCAAGCACUGAGAAACAGGUUCCAAUCUUAGGUAUUCUGGGAUCAGGUGGAGGUUUCCGAGCCAUGAUGUGCAUGAGUGGGGCUGUGAAGGCGUUGCAAGAAACGGGAAUCCUGGACUGUGCAACCUACAUUGCGGGUCUCUCUGGGUCUUCCUGGUACAUCUCAACUCUCUAUGCCCACGACAAAUUCCCAAAUGUAACACAUGACCAGAUCCAGAAAGAACUCCGGGCAUCAGUAACAAGUGAUUGGAAGUGGAAGCUGCUCAAUUCAGCAUCUUACGUCACCAGUAUGAUUGCCAAGUACAAACGAGGCCAGCCAGUAUCGUUCACAGACUUCUUUGGACAUCUACUGGGUGAUGUCCUCUUAAAAGGGGCCAAGCACAAAAAGCUGACAGACACCCAGAAAAUAUUGGUCCAAGGCAUUGUGCCUAUGCCUCUGUACACAUGCCUCCAUGCCAAGAGGAAUGUCUCAUGCCGCUCUUUUUCGGAAUGGGUAGAAUUUUCACCAUAUGAGAUUGGUAUCGCUAAAUAUGGUACUUUUAUGAAAUCUGAAGAUUUUGGAAACAAGUUUAUAGUAGGGAAGAAAAUCAAGCAUUUCGAAGAACUGCCUUUACAUUUUCUGCAAGGUGUGUGGGGAAGCGCAUUCACCAUCCUCAUCAAGAGGUUAGUGAUGGAAGGUGGAAAGAAGGACAUCGUACAGAUUAUGAGGGAUGCACAGAAAGAAAAUGAUUUGCAUGAUAAGAUCGACGACCUACACAGCUCAGGAGAUGAUUCAGAAACAGAGGACGAAGAAGACAUUGAAGGCCACGAUGACAAGGAGAUUGAUGAUGAAGAAGAGAUCAGCAUGAUGAAGUUGAGUCUCGCAGAUCAGCCAGCCAGUGAGGAUGAUGCCUCAGCCUCUGCUGCUGGCAAGAGUGGGGAUGCUGAGGCCACGGAAGAAAGGCGCCGGGUUUCAGUUGCUUCCAUGGAGGCCAAACCUCAACCUGAACAGAAGACUUUCAAGAAAGGUUUGAACAAGAUUGCAAAGUCGAUGGAUAGUCUACUAGGCACCUCAUCUAGCAACAAAGCCCAGAGCACAGAGGAGGAGGCAUCAGAGAGCCGAGACAUCUUGCCUAAAGCUUUCAGUUUUGACACAACAAAGAGGAAAGUCUCCAGGGACAACCACAGGAAGUUCAGCACCGAGAGUGACCCUGGAGUUAGGACGGAGUUUCAGGCACAGGGAGGUUCGAGGCUGGUUCGCCAGGGAGCCAUCAAAACGGCACGUCUUAACAAGGCAAAGAAAGUUGAUGACAAGGAGGAGGCUAAUCCUGGGCAGAAAGUGUGGGCUGAGAGGAGAAAAACCCUCAGAAAGACCAGAGUUGAGAAAAAGGCAGGUUUAUGGGAAGGCCUGAAGCAGAAUAUCAUGUUGGGCACCAACAUCCUCAACUCUCGAGCUGGAAGAGCAGGAGAGGUCCUGAACCCCUUCCGAGGACUUUCCCUCAGACACUCAUUCCCAAUCUCUCCUUUUGCAACAGAUGGAAUGGAAGAGGAAGAAGAUCAGGUUGACUCAGAUAACUUUGGGGCAGGCUGUAGGUAUGAACCACUAGAUAAUAAAGCCAAGAAGCUGUUCAUCGUAGACUCUGGCUUGGCUUUCAACUCUCCUUAUCCACUGCUCUUGAGGCCACAGAGAGCUGUUGAUAUAUACCUCUCCUUUGACUUCUCCCAGAGGCCUGAGGACAAAUCGCAGCCUUUCAAAGAACUGCUUUUGGCGGAAAGAUGGGCAAUACAAAAUAAGGUUCCUUUCCCACCAAUAGAAAAACAGGUUGCGCAGUAUGAGAAUGAAGAGGUUCGAGAGUGUUACGUGUUCAAGCACCCAAUGGACCAUUUCUGUCCCGUUAUUUUGCAUUUCCCUUUAGUCAAUAACAACUUCAGGAAGUUCAAAGCUCCAGGAGUACCUCGCGAAACUGAAGAAGAAAAGGAGUUCGCUGACUUCCCCAUCUUCGACGAUCCCAACAACUCCUUCUCAUCCAUGAACUUUGUCUAUGAGCUUGAGCAAUUUGACCGGCUGACAAAGCUCAUAGAAUUCAACACCCUCUUCAGCAUAGACAUCAUUAAGAAGGAGCUCGAGGAAAUCACGGAAAGAAAGAAGAGCUGCUUGACUUCAAAGACCCUGAGUUUGAGUGAUGUAGUGAAGACCGUUAAGCGUGUGUCGAGUUUUCAGAAUAAGAACCGCGGGAGAGAACUAAAGUUAACCGUGUCUCCGCAGAAUGAAGAUCUGUUGAAAAAGUAUGCGAAUGUGAAUAGUCUUACGGAAGCAGACAGUUCUGAUGAGGAAGAAUACACUGAUGCUCUUCAAGAAUUGUGAAAAAUGAGGGUGAAAGCAUUUUUAAAUUAUUUAUAGCGACAGCUCAAAUUAUUGAGCUAAGUGACCAAUGACUUAAGCCCAUGUCUGACCAUGCUAAAUGGUAGUGCAGUUCCUUCUUUAUAUUAUUUUUCUCUUUUCAUUCUCCCUUGUCUCCUUUAUGUCACGUGACCUCUUACCAUUUUUCUCUCUAUAUACUACUUUCAUUCCAUCAUCAGUCGUAAAGGAGGCGUUUGAUUUGAAUGUGACUGCUGAGGUAUUCUUAAUGUUAAGUGUGGUUACAGCUGAGAAUCUUACUUAUCUUUUACAAAGCUGCAUGUACUCAAAUGAUUGCUGCAGAACCAAUUGUUUGUGCUUUGCGAAUAACCAAUACAUAGAGAUGUGUUAUACUAUAUUUUGGCUAAUCUUUGGUUUUAUGCCAUUCAUGAUAUCAGUUCAUAAGUUGUGACCUACAUUCUGGGUAUUCAUGUUACCAAGCUUUUACACUAACCUUUUGCAAUUUCUACUUUCGUAAAUGAGAAACAAGCAUACUGCUUUAUGAAAAUAGGACAGGAAAAUGCAAGAUUCCUAUAACAUUAGAUAGAUAUGUGCAUAUCAUUUUUAUCAUAUUAUCAUAUAUGAUCAUGUGUGGAAAUGUGCAUCUGUUAUAUAUUCAUGGAUGAUGUCUCAUGUUGCAUUAUUAGAUCUUCAUUCUUUACCUGGUCUCUCAAUAAGUAGAGAGAGAAUGCUCAUGUAAACUAUAUGUAGGUUCAAAGGUGCCUUGGGGAACAUUGAAUGUGUAGCUGGCUGUUGGUGAUAUAUUUCUUUGAAUGCUGUACAAAGUGAAGAUUUAGUUACAAAUGAAGUAUAUCAACAGAGUUUUGCCUGUGAUUAAGAUGAAAGUUGAAUGCAGGUGAAAUACAAGUAAUAUGUAAGGUUUAUUUGCUUUCAUUUUAAAGACAUUGAACAGGAUAUCUGCAGCGACUGAUUAAUUGUAAUACAGAUUCAGUUUGACUGCAUGAUUAUGAUUAAGACAUAUCUGGGGUCUGUGGUAAAGUUACAUUUUUUCUUUAGCUUUGACAAAGAAGCAAGGAAAGGUUUACCUGUGAUUGAAAUGACACUUUUGUAUUAUUGAAUAUUAGGGUACUCUGUGAUGGCUGUACAAAGUUAAUCUAUUUAUUUCCACGUUGUAAUGUAUUGUUUGCACACGCCUGUUACUUGUUUAAGGGCAAAAAUACAUUUCCAAUAAAGAAAAUUACAUAAAA
This is a messenger RNA of Penaeus vannamei (Pacific white shrimp), 4688 nucleotides long. RefSeq names its product cytosolic phospholipase A2. Gene Ontology annotation, biological process: glycerophospholipid catabolic process. The record is from RefSeq and is a predicted model, not a curated record. Gene Ontology annotation, cellular component: Golgi apparatus; endoplasmic reticulum; nucleus. NCBI's taxonomy places the organism in Eukaryota, Metazoa, Arthropoda, Malacostraca, Decapoda, Penaeidae. Gene Ontology annotation, molecular function: calcium-dependent phospholipid binding; calcium ion binding.